This is a messenger RNA of Sardina pilchardus (European sardine), 1313 nucleotides long. RefSeq names its product interferon regulatory factor 2a (gene irf2a). Gene Ontology annotation, biological process: immune system process; regulation of transcription by RNA polymerase II. Lineage: Eukaryota; Metazoa; Chordata; Actinopteri; Clupeiformes; Clupeidae. The record is from RefSeq and is a predicted model, not a curated record. Gene Ontology annotation, molecular function: DNA-binding transcription factor activity, RNA polymerase II-specific; RNA polymerase II cis-regulatory region sequence-specific DNA binding. The transcript is spliced from 6 exons. Bases 1 to 444 code for a protein of 147 amino acids. Gene Ontology annotation, cellular component: nucleus.
AUGCCGAUGCAUAGAAUGCGAAUGCGCCCUUGGCUGGAAGAACAGAUUAACAGUGGUUUGAUAAAAGGCCUUGUGUGGAUUAGCAAGGAUCAGAAGAUAUUCCAGAUUCCUUGGACUCAUGCAUCGAGUAAUGAAUGGGAUCUUGAUAAAGAUGCACCUUUGUUCAAGAACUGGGCAAUCAACACAGGGAAAUACCGUCCAGGAGUUGACCAGCCUGAUCCAAAGACAUGGAAGGCCAACUUCCGUUGUGCAAUGAAUUCUGUUCUUCACAUUGAAGAAGUGAAGAACGAGCAUAUGAAAAAAAGCAAUGCAUUCAGAGUUUACAGGCUUCUAGAGGAACCUGCACGGCCUGUAAAGAAAGGAGGAAAGGAAAAGAAACCGAAGGGAUCUAAUGAGCUAAAGAAGACCAGAUGGAGUAAGAGACUGAUAGCGCAGAGACCAUAGGCAACCUCAUCUCAUAAUAUCAGUGUUGGCUAAAAACUUGACGUAAGGAUUGGAAGGGUUUCCACUAAAUAUCCAGAAGCAUCCAACACAACUGGACUCCCAAAACUGAAAAAAAAAUGUGGAUGGCAGGAAUGAACGCUAUCCAAUCCUGGCAACACAAGGGAUCCAGCUAUGACCAGUCUUAUGAGAAGCAGAGUCACGCAUCUAUGAACAUCAUUGAAAGAAUUGCAAUUGAAAGGUUUUUUAGUAGAAAUCUAUCCCCUCCCCUGCUGUUGCUGAUUUAGUUAAUUCAGGAGGGUUGACCAUAAACAAAAUGGUUAGCCUGUAGCAGGCAUGUAGACACAUCAAAAUAAAUUGCUAUUUUCAAACCACUGACGAGACUCAGUGAUAGUGAUUUAUUUUGAGGUGUCUAACCAAACGGUCUAUCAAAACUCCCCCGACGUAAUUUUGCUCCCAAGUCCUUUAAAUCACGUGAAAACUUAUUUUUUAAUAUUAAUCUUUUUUUAAAAUAAUAUUUUUUAUUGAAAAUAUAUCUUAACCUGCUUUCCUGUUCUCAUGAUUUUAAAGGUGCUCUGUAGUUUCAGGUAUUUUUGACUGUAUAGCUCCUCCUGGAGAGGUGAUCUAUAUAUUAUCUGUUGUUGUAAAUAGCCCAUUUCUCAUAGCUGUCACUUGCACAUACUGCCAAUGUAGUUUAUUAUCACUGGAAAGCUAGCAAGUAAUGUAGGAACUCUUCAUCAAUGUGAUUUGUAUAGGCUAAGCUUUUAUAUAAAAAUAUUUGUAAAGUGCACCCAUUACAAUAGAGUAGACUCGUCAUAAAGUGAUACCAGGCUGAAAUUCUACGGAAAAAUAAAAACAGAAUUUGUGUAUGA